Messenger RNA from Oncorhynchus mykiss (rainbow trout), 3437 nucleotides. RefSeq names its product high-affinity lysophosphatidic acid receptor-like. Gene Ontology annotation, cellular component: membrane. NCBI's taxonomy places the organism in Eukaryota, Metazoa, Chordata, Actinopteri, Salmoniformes, Salmonidae. Gene Ontology annotation, molecular function: G protein-coupled receptor activity. Gene Ontology annotation, biological process: G protein-coupled receptor signaling pathway. The record is from RefSeq and is a predicted model, not a curated record.
GGAUCGCUCCGCGCGUCGCGCCUCAGCAGGCGACUGGACCGGUUUUGAUUACCGAUUGCGAAAAGCAAAGAGGUUUGGAGUGGAUUCUGGAUGGAAGGAGGCGAGGGAACGGGUUUCUUCCGUGGACGGUGUGUCUUCCUAAACGUCUUCUAUUGAUAACAGGCAUAGGACAUCUGAACAAGCCACCUCGGUCAGACUCGUCAUCAAGGGAAUUGUGACUCGCAGUGAUUAAAGGCAUAGGACAUCUGAACAAGCCACCUCGGUCAGACUCGUCAUCAAGGGAAUUGUGACUCGCAGUGAUUAAAGGUUGUCACCUUCCUGUCUGAGAGCUGCGUAGCUGUUGAGAAGGGCUCCGUGGAACAGGAUACAGGGAAAGGAACAACUUGGUGCAUCAUGAUGGAGUGCUGAAAACCAGAGUAUUCCCCAACCCGGUGCUCCACACCACCCCCAGAGCGAGAGAAAGGGUUGAAACCAUAGCAACAGUCGUGUCCUACCUUGCCAUGAAUGAGGAGACCAGGACUUGUGACUUACCGAGGAAGCUGACAACAACACAAUCUCAGACGAAAGAACAAUGAUGCAUAUCCAGGGCCGGACUGACUGGUAGACUGGUAACCAUUGCCAUGGAGUUUUGCAACCGCAGCCUGCUGGCUAGGUGUGCCCCCCUGAUGGAGCCGGAUGAGGAGGAAGGGGUGGUGAUUUCACCCCCGCCUUCGCCGCCAGGGGUUGGGGCUACUAGUCCCUUCAUGCCUGUCACCCUGCGUGUGAUGCUGGCCGCCAUCAUGAUCUUCAUGAUCACCAUUGGUUUCCUGGGAAACGCUAUCGUUUGUCUGAUCGUCUACCAGAAGCCUGCCAUGCGUUCCGCCAUCAACCUGCUCCUCGCCACAUUGGCGUUCUCUGACAUCAUGCUCUCGCUGCUCUGCAUGCCCUUCACUGCCGUUACCAUGGUUACGGCCGACUGGCACUUCGGGGGAGGAUUCUGCCGUGCUUCCGUUAUGCUCUACUGGCUCUUCGUCCUGGAAGGCGUGUACAUCCUCCUCAUCAUCAGUGUAGACCGCUUCCUAAUCAUCGUUCAGAGGCAGGAUAAGCUGACACCGCACCGCGCCAAGCUGCUCAUUGUCGCUUCCUGGGCGCUGUCCCUCUGCGUGGCGCUCCCGUCUGUGAUCGGCUGGCGUGCGGGCACGGCGGGUGUGACGGGCAUUGGGGAGGCCUGGGCGCCACAGUGCGUGCUGGGCUACAGUGAGUCGCUGUCCGACCGCAGCUACACGGUGCUGCUGGUGGUGGCUGUGUUCUUUGUGCCGUUCGGCAUCAUGCUCUACUCCUACCUGUGCAUCCUCAACACGGUGCGCCGCAACGCCCUACGCAUCCACAACCACACCUACGACCAGGCCAGCCUUCCGGCCCUCAACCAGGUCAGCAAGCUGGGUCUUACUGGCCUGCAACGGCCCCCCCAGGUCAAUGUGGACAUGAGCUUCAAGACCCGUGCCUUCACCACCAUCCUCAUCCUCUAUAUCGGCUUCUCUGUGUGCUGGCUACCCCACACCGUUGUCAGUCUGCUGGCCGUGUUCAGCCAAAGGUUCUACUUCAGCCCGGCUUUUUACCCGGUCAGUGUGGGGGCACUUUGGCUCAGCUACCUGAAGACGGUGUUUAACCCUGUCAUCUACUGCUGGAGGAUCAGGAAGUUCCGGGAGGCGUGUCUGGAAUUUAUGCCCAAGAGCUGCAGGCUGUGUCCCAGGUUGCCGGGCCGGAGCCGCAGGAGGGUGAGGCCCAGUAACAUCUACGUGUGCAGCGAGAUCCAGUCGGCUGUGUGAGGAAUUAACACUCCCUCUGAGAACACUUUCUGGUAACAGUGUAAAGCAGUGUUCACCAACCCUGGUCUUGAAGAGCAAAAGGGUGCUCCACUGGUGUGAAGGACCUACUAUACCUGCUCUAUGAUUUGUUAAGACAUCAGCAUGUCAGCAGCAUACACAGUUUGCUGCUGAAACAUUCCUGUCUUCUGAUUUUUUGGGGGGCAUCUAAGUAAGAGCAAUCAGCAGAGUACAUUCUUGUGUUUUGUCUAAAGUGCUGUGGACACUGGACAGCCGUGAACAGAAGAACCCUCUCUCUUUUUAUCCCUUCUCCGAAAAAGACAUGAAGAGAGUACAAAUGAUGCACAACCAGGAACAGAGUUUUCUAUUGAACCAUUUUCCAGGUUUUUAAUUGGCUGAGUACUGUUGGUGAUCGUUUACCCAGAUGGCUCUUUUAUAUGUCUGAUACUGAAAGUAAAUGAAAAGGUUGCAUAAAACUUGCAAUGAAAUGUUGAUCAAUAUAAAAACGGUUGUUUCAGUGAAUUAAUAAUUGAUUUAAUGAGUUAACUAACAAACCGAUUAACAUGUGUGUUGACAUCAACUAUGCAGAUGAAGCAUAUAGACUGAGUAUAAAUGAAAGAUAACAAAUCAUGGAAACACAGUUAAUACUGUUGUUUGUUGUGCACAUGCACUGUGAUAGCAUUGUACCUUCCUAAUACUGGAACAAAAAUAUUGUAUGUUGGGCAUGCUGGUUGACAAAGGUUGAACCUGUUGUCGAACACAGACCACGUUAAGCAGUCCCCUGCCUCUGCAAUGUCAAUGGUUGUGUUGCUGGGAUACUAAAGACCUCUACUGAUUGUAGGUUGCGGAGUGUAUUUAUGUGUGUGAAACCCAUAUCUGACCCAUAUCUUCCACAGCAGAACACAGUCUGUGCUGUAUGUAAUUAAUCUCCAUCUGUACAGUAGAUAAAACUAUUUACUGAGAGUAGUUCCAAUCUAGGGCAUGCCAUGUCAACUCAUACACUUUGCGUAAAGUGUGAUUAUCUCAAUUAUGCUGCCUUAGUUGAAAGAAAAAACACAGAUGACGCGAGACAGAGCACGAGGUACAAGCCUCACAAACAGACGUCUGCAAAAUACAAGCCGAUGUCGUAGCGUUGGUAUCAUUAAUGUGGCGACUGCUGUUUAUCGAAUAAUUAUGUGUUUAUAAUUACGUGAUUCAAUUCAUCAGGCAACCACUAACUCAGUAACUUGGGGAACCAUUGGAAAAGUUUGUUUAAUGAGUUACCAUUUCCCAAGUUAACUCAAAGAAUAUCAGAAUAUCGAUUUCAUAUCAGUCGAUAAUUAAUUAAUUUCCUAAUCCGUCUCAUCCCGAACGUUGCAUAAUUUGUAAAUCUGCACAAACCCGGGUCUCACUAAAUAAUUCCAUACCACUCCAAUUGAGUUGAUUAUUUAUUUACUAACAAUUUAAAUUAUAAUAUAAGAUACACAUCCACACGAUGUCAGUGUCCUUUCUCUUAGUGGUCUGUUCCCUUGCACUCGUUUUGUGAGAGUGGACUUCUGAGGCUAAUCAGCUGUCUCAACACUCCCAGCUUGGGUAGGAGGGCCGUGUAGACAACCAAUGAUUUGAAGAGAAUAACUGGCUGGUUCUUCUUGA